This is a messenger RNA of Sciurus carolinensis (gray squirrel), 1039 nucleotides long. It is a transcript of the gene Hebp1, whose product is annotated as heme binding protein 1. Lineage: Eukaryota; Metazoa; Chordata; Mammalia; Rodentia; Sciuridae. The record is from RefSeq and is a predicted model, not a curated record. The transcript has 4 exons. The coding region runs from base 84 to 653 and encodes 189 amino acids.
CUCCCCACCCAGCUGCUGCCACAGCGAGCUUGCUAGCCUUAUGCCCGGGUUGGCUGCUGAGACCCGAACGGCGCGGCGACAACAUGCUGGGCAUGAUCAGGAACUCGCUGUUCGGGAGCGUAGAGACAUGGCCUUGGCAAGUACUGAGCACUGGGGGCAAGGAAGAAGUCUCCUAUGAGGAAAGAGCCUGUGAAGGGGGGAAGUUUGCCACUGUGGAAGUGACAGAGAAGCCUGUGGAUGAGGCUCUGCGGGAGGCAAUGCCCAAGGUCAUGAAGUAUGUGGGAGGUACCAAUGACAAGGGAAUUGGAAUGGGGAUGACAGUCCCUAUUUCCUUUGCCGUGUUUCCCAAUGAAGAUGGCUCCUUACAGAAAAAAUUAAAAGUCUGGUUCAGGAUUCCGAACCAGUUUCAAAGCAACCCACCAAUUCCCAGCGAUGAAAGCAUCAAGAUUGAGGAGCGGGAAAGCAUCACUGUCUACUCCACGCAGUUUGGUGGUUAUGCCAAGGAAGCUGACUACAUAGCUCACGCCACCCAGCUGUGCGCUGCCCUGGAGGGCACAGCCACCUACCGGAGUGAUGUCUAUUUCUGUACUGGAUAUGACCCUCCCAUGAAGCCCUACGGACGUCGCAAUGAGGUCUGGCUCGUGAAGACCUGAGUGACUCACGGAGUCGAGAACUUCCUGGAAGUAUGCCUCUGCAUCCCCUGACUUGGGGUCAGCAGGGGCCAGUGCUUCUCAAGUUCCAACUCUCCUUCAAAGCCAGUCACUGCCAGUUUUCUGAAAUAAGCACGGUCCAUAUACUGUGGUGGGGAAUGAUACAGCCAAGAUAGGCAAUAUGGUUCUUGUUAAUUUAGAAAUUUCUGUGACAGAUCAGAAAAACUCCAGCAGUACUUUCUCAGCCAUCUGGGCCACUAAAAACUGAUUUUUAAACAUUACUGAAUUUGUAUUUCUGUUAAUGAGGGAAAAUGUGAUUUGUUCACAAUCUUUCAGCUUGAUUCUUGUAACAGCUUGUCUAAAAAUAAACCAAAAUUAAAGAUCUCUGA